Molecule: messenger RNA, 944 nt
Organism: Spinacia oleracea (spinach)
Lineage: Eukaryota; Viridiplantae; Streptophyta; Magnoliopsida; Caryophyllales; Amaranthaceae
Exons: 3
Coding region: 214-687 (157 amino acids)
Source: RefSeq, a predicted model, not a curated record
CACUUAUCCUUAUAUUAGCUUGUUCAGUAUGGUUGUGCCUUUGCGAAUGCCUUAGUCAAUAAAUAUGCAAUCGAUUUUGCUUCAUGUAUAUCAAGUAAUACAAUCUCACCUUCAAUUCCGUGUUUUCUUAUUAUUAUAUAUCUCAAAGUUAAGGUUAUUAAGAAAAAGGAAAGGAUAUAGGGGACAUUAAUGUAACACCUGAAGUAGUGGAGGAUGUGGGAAAUUGAUUUGGAAGCAAAGGCCAAGGAAUAUGAGGCUAGUUCCAAGGCCAACAACUCCGGAGAAUAUCAAUUGACGAACGAUAUCAAGAACUUUAGCAAAGGCCGCGUGCACAAAGUGGAGACUCAUUUUUGGAAUGGACGCACUUUGACUAACUUCCCUGCACUCCCAAUUAACACUGGUGUUGCCAUGCGCCAGGCCGGACCCCUUCCUAAAGGUGUUAAGUGGGGAAUCGUCUAUGCUGAUGGUGAAGACACCACUGCUCGUAAAUUCAUCGCUGCUGUAGAUGGCCCAAGUGGAAAGAUAUAUGUUGAAGCUGGACCAAUAGGUCCGGUUGAUUGGAACGUAGUUGAAGUGAAACUGGACCAACAUUCUGGAAGCAAAGCUGAGACCACUGACCCAAUUCUUGGAGGCAAGAUUGUGGCUCAGGUUACUGGUACUUAUGCAGUUGCAAGGUUCUACAAUUAGCUUAAUUGUCACUUCGACCAGCUUCAGCUUGCUUGCUACAGGCUACAUAGCUAGCAAGCAUCUGAUUUAUGCAAUUAAUUAAGUUCGUCUUUAUUUCGAUCAUGCACUUAAUAAAACAAAUGCUUCCCUCUUGGGAUUGUGAUUUGUGGUUUGUGAUAUGUGAUCAACGAAUAAAAAAGGAGGAUGCUCCCUUUUGUGCUUUGUAAUCACAUAGAUCUGUUAUAAAUGGAAAUUUAAGAGUUUUUAUUUUAAUACUA